UUCACGGAUGCAUCGUUGACAUAUUUUGACCUGUUUGUUGAUCAUUUUGAUAUAUAAGUGGUGUUUCUGGGAGUAACAAUGGAAUACAGCAGAUUUGAGAUUCACUACGGCCUUGCUUUCAUUUUUCUUGCCCUCCUCCCCGUCUAUGGAGACGUGAGUUACUCUGUUCCGGAAGAAAUGAACCGUGGAUCUGUAAUCGGAAAUAUUGCAAAGGAUCUGGGACUUGAUUUGGGCAGACUGUCCGCUCGCAAAGCCCGAAUUGAUACAGAGGACAACAAUGUUAAGUACUGCAGUGUAAAUCUGAAUACUGGGGACUUGAUUGUUCAAGAAAGGAUUGAUAGAGAAGGGCUUUGUGCGAAAAAGGCAUCGUGUGUUCUAAAACAGGAACUCGUUAUGGAAAAUCCAUUAGAACUGCACCGUAUUAGUAUCCGUGUUCAGGAUAUUAAUGAUAAUUCACCACAGUUUAAGGAGGAUUCACUUAAGAUUGAAAUUCAAGAAUCGGCAGUCAAGGGCUCGCGCUUUCUGCUAGAUGAAGCACACGAUGGAGAUAUCGGAGAAAAUGCUGUUCAGGGCUACUCACUUCAAGAGAACGAACAUUUCAAACUGAACGUUAAGUCAAAAGGCAGUGGAAGAAAAUAUGGGGAACUAGUCUUAGACAAAGAAUUAGACAGAGAGGACAAAAACGAGAUUAUGCUGUUGCUUAGCGCAUUUGAUGGUGGCUCUCCUCAGAGAUCAGGCACUGUGGUCAUACACGUCACUGUCCUGGAUGCUAAUGAUAAUGUACCAGUGUUUAGCCAAACCGUCUAUAAAGCCAGUCUGCCUGAAAACUCUCCUCUAGAUACACUGGUGAUCACAGUGAGUGCAACUGAUGCAGACGAGGGAGUGAACGGUGAAGUUACUUACGGAUUUGAUCAUGUUUCAGAUGAACACCAUGUUUUCUCUUUAAACUCUAAAACCGGAGACGUUAGAGUGGCUGGAGCCAUUGAUUAUGAAAAAGAAUGGUCUUAUGAAAUGCAGAUCAGCGCCAAAGAUGGUCUGGGAUCGGCGUCAUAUGCAACUCUAAUAAUUGAAGUUACUGAUAUGAAUGAUAAUGCCCCAGUUAUAUAUCUGAAAUCACUGUCCAACCCCAUACCUGAGAACGUGUCACCUGGUACAGAGGUGGGCAUCAUUAACGUGCAGGACAGAGACUCAGAGAAUAACAGACAGGUCCGCUGCUCCAUUCAGCAGAAUGUCCCUUUUAAGUUGGUUCCUUCUAUUAAAAACUAUUAUUCUCUGGUGACCACAGGACAACUGGACCGUGAACUAGUGUCUGAUUACAACAUUACAAUCACUGCCACUGACGAGGGCUCUCCACCUCUGUCCUCCUCUAAAACUGUUGAGUUAUCUGUAGCUGACAUCAACGACAACCCACCUGUGUUUGAGGAACAGUCGUACAGCGCAUAUGUGACUGAAAAUAACAAACCUGGCUCCACUUUAUGUUCCGUUACUGCUCGAGACCCCGACUGGAGACAAAACGGUACAGUGAUUUAUUCUCUGUUAGCUGGUGAGGUGAACGGUGCCCCGGUGUCCUCCUAUCUGUCUGUUAACGGAGACACGGGGGUGAUCCACGCUGUGAGGUCGUUUGAUUAUGAACAGUUCAGGAGCUUUAAAGUCCACGUGAUGGCCAGAGACAACGGUUCUCCUCCGCUCAGCAGCAACGUGACCGUGAGUGUCUUCAUAUCAGAUGUGAACGACAACUCUCCUCAGAUACUGUACCCCGCCCCGGAGGGCAACUCCUUCAUGACCGAGCUGGUCCCCAAAGCUGCACACGGAGGCUCUCUGGUGUCCAAAGUGAUAGCGGUGGACGCGGACUCCGGACAGAACGCCUGGCUGUCCUAUCAUAUAGUGAAAUCCACUGAUCCGGGACUUUUCACUAUUGGUCUCCACAGCGGAGAGAUCAGGACACAGCGGGACAUUUCUGAAUCUGACAGCAUGAAACAGAACCUUAUUGUGGCAGUGAAAGAUAACGGACAGCCCUCUCUCUCUGCCACCUGUUCCAUGUAUUUACUUAUUUCUGAUAACUUGGCUGAGGUGCCAGAACUGAAGGAUAUUUCUUAUGAUGAGAAGAAUUCCAAACUGACCUCUUACCUGAUCAUCGCUCUGGUGUGUGUGUCCACCUUUUUUCUGACUUUCAUCAUCAUCAUCCUGGGUGUGAGGUUUUGUCGCAGGAGAAAGCCCAGACUGUUGUUUGACGGAGCAGUCGCCAUCCCCAGCGCUUAUCUCCCUCCUAAUUACGCAGAUGUUGACGGCACAGGAACUUUACGCAGCACUUACAAUUAUGACGCGUACCUGACAACAGGUUCUAGAACCAGUGACUUUAAGUUCGUGACAUCUUACAAUGACAACACACUUCCUGCUGACCAGACUCUGAAGAAAAGUCCAACAGACUUUACUGAUGCAUUCGGAGGUUGUGAUGUUUCUCCCGAGAUUUAA
This is a messenger RNA of Seriola dumerili (greater amberjack), 2472 nucleotides long. RefSeq names its product protocadherin gamma-A11-like. The transcript is spliced from 2 exons. Gene Ontology annotation, molecular function: calcium ion binding. The record is from RefSeq and is a predicted model, not a curated record. Bases 79 to 2472 code for a protein of 797 amino acids. Gene Ontology annotation, cellular component: plasma membrane. Gene Ontology annotation, biological process: homophilic cell-cell adhesion. NCBI's taxonomy places the organism in Eukaryota, Metazoa, Chordata, Actinopteri, Carangiformes, Carangidae.